This is a messenger RNA of Hermetia illucens (black soldier fly), 1734 nucleotides long. RefSeq names its product nedd8-activating enzyme E1 regulatory subunit (gene APP-BP1). Gene Ontology annotation, cellular component: nucleus; cytoplasm. The transcript is spliced from 9 exons. NCBI's taxonomy places the organism in Eukaryota, Metazoa, Arthropoda, Insecta, Diptera, Stratiomyidae. The coding region runs from base 92 to 1660 and encodes 522 amino acids. Gene Ontology annotation, molecular function: ubiquitin activating enzyme activity; NEDD8 activating enzyme activity. Gene Ontology annotation, biological process: protein neddylation; DNA damage response; protein ubiquitination. The record is from RefSeq and is a predicted model, not a curated record.
CAACCACUUGCUGCCGGUGUAAAAUCCAAGAAGAAGCAGAACCAAUUAAAAACUCAAUAGUUGGAGCAGUUGGAGCAAAUCCUCAUUUAAGAUGUCGUCUCCAUCACCAAAGUCGCCUGAGCUCUCGGAAAAGGAUAAGAAAUAUGAUCGACAAAUUCGCCUGUGGGGUGAGCACGGUCAGCGGUUGUUGGAAACGGCCAACGUAUGUCUGAUAAAUGCUUCUGCCCUAGGUUCUGAAAUACUGAAAGGUGUCGUCCUGCCUGGUAUUGGUGGGUUUACCAUAGUAGAUGGGAGAAUAGUUACCGAGGAGGAUGUGGGGUCUGAUUUUUUCUUAGACACUCAAUCGAUUGGUCAAUCUAAGGCAAAAUGCUGUAAGGAGCUACUACAGGAACUAAACCCGGAUGUGCGUGGCGACUAUGUAGACGAGAGUGUUGAAUCACUUCUCGAAAGUCGACCUGAUUUUUUUACGACUUUCAAAAUUGUCGUGGCUACCUCUCUUUCGGAAAAAACAUUAAUUGCUCUCUCGAAACUGCUAUGGGAGCGACAAGUGCCCUUUUUCUAUUGCCGGUCACUGGGUAUGUUUGGUUCGAUUCGCCUCCAAAUCAAGGAACACAGAAUUGUUGAAUCACAUCCUGAUAGUAGGCAAAGCGACUUAAGACUUGAAAAUCCAUUCCCAACAUUGAAGCAACAUUUGGAUGCAACUAAUUUAACUCCGAAAGUACCAUGGCUAGUUGUAUUAUAUAAAUACUUACAAAAAUGGAUAGAGAAGCAUAAUGGAAAGUUUCCUAGAACUUACCAAGAUAAGGAAGAACUAAGAAUUAUGAUACGGGAAGGAAUGACCGCGGACGAAGAGAAUUACGAAGAAGCAAUUCGUGCUGUGAAUUCGAGUUUUGGAGGCGGAAAACCACCAACUGCCCUUCAAAAUAUAUUUGAUGAUAAAUCAUGCAAUGAAUUGAACAAAAAUUGUAAUCCUUUUUGGAUCAUCGUCCGUGCUGUUCGAGACUUCAUUCAAAGCGAGAACAACGGCUAUUUGCCACUUGCAGGCGUGUUGCCAGAUAUGACUGCGGACACAGAAUCUUACAUCAAUUUACAAAACGUUUACCGGCAACAAGCUAUGCAAGAUGCCGACAAUAUUUUCCGUAGAACACAACAGCUACUCAGAAGUCUAGGAUUAGAAGAAGAUCUGAUUCAGGAGGAGGACGUUCAUCUUUUCUGUAGAGAAGUUUCAGGUUUGGCUGUUUUUCGGGGAACAAAAAUUUCAGAUGAAUAUGAGAAGUCAUACAAAUCAGUACACAUUGCUCAAGAACUUCGCAGUCCUGGCAGUUUAAUUGAACACUACGUAGCUCUGCGGGCAUUUGAACGUUUCCAAACUGAACUUGGCCAUACUCCGGGUGAAUGUAAUGUUGAGACGGAUACUGCAAAACUGAAAAGUGUUGCAAGUAAAAUUCUGUCAGAAUGGGGAAUCGCGGAAACAUUGAGUGAUGACUUGGUUCAUGAAAUCUGCCGGUUCGGUGGUGCUGAGAUUCAUAGUGUAUCUGCUUUUGUAGGCGGUUGUGCUGCACACGAAAUAAUAAAAAUAAUUACCGAGCAAUAUAAGCCUGUCAACAAUACAUUCAUUUACAAUGCAAUUACUUCGGAGUCAGCGUGUUUCAAACUUUAAUAAUUUGCCGAAAAACAAUGUAAAGAUAAUGAAAGUGUUUCAGUUAAAAUAAAAGUCGUUUAAUAUACAACUAA